Molecule: messenger RNA, 684 nt
Organism: Rhodamnia argentea
Lineage: Eukaryota; Viridiplantae; Streptophyta; Magnoliopsida; Myrtales; Myrtaceae
Product: non-specific lipid transfer protein GPI-anchored 25
Exons: 3
Coding region: 1-684 (227 amino acids)
Source: RefSeq, a predicted model, not a curated record
AUGGCCGCCUCCACCGCCGUAACCGUCUUCCUCCCGCUCCUCCUCCUCCUCCUCCUCCUCCUCCUCCAAGCUGCCGCUGCAGCACCUCCGCCAUCGCCUCCUACUCCAUUGCCUUAUGGUUGCGCCGGCGUGAUCGUCCAGCUGUCCCCGUGCCUCCCCUACGUCUCGUCGCCGCCGAACGACCUGGCUUCGAGCGCGCCUCCUCCCUGCUGCGCCACCCUCUCCUCCGUCCGCAAGUCCGGCUUCGUCAGCUGCCUCUGCUACCUACUGCGAGAGCCCGCCAUGCUCGGAUUCCCGAUCAACAGCACCAGGCUUCGCUCCCUGCCUUCCGAUUGCUCUCUGGCAGACGCUAACUCCACGAGGAACGCGGCGGAUGAGCUGGAUUCUCUCUGUUCAGGUUCGCCACCAUUGCCUCCCCUGCGCGGCGCAAAGGGCUCGGACAUCGAGACGUUGCCCGAGAACAGUCCGUCAAGUGCUCCCUCGCCAUCACUCUCUCUCAAUGGAAGCACCGGCAUUCCAUCGGCUGCUGCUGAUAUCGCACCCCCAGCACCAGCCACACUGUUAGCACUGGCCACGAGUUCAUCGUCAAAACUGCGGAUCAAUCAGCUGACGCUCCUCAUGUGCCUGCCACCACCGCGGGUUUUUCAUGGCGCUGCAUUUCUCAAGCGUACGCCAUUCAUUUAG